GCAGCUGAGAGAAGUGCAGCAACACACGGGUCCAAUGUGUGCGCGCCUCUCCUGUAUGCGCGACAGCUGUGAUCUUCGCAACGUCGUCUCAGGAGCAGUUAUGUCGACUGCAGCGAGAACCGACCCUUCGGCCACCAAUCUCCGUGCUGUGCUGACCAGUUUCGCAGUGUUUUUUUGCCAUCAGUAGUGUCCGCGAACUUCAACGGGAGUGCACCAUGGCGUCAGUGAAGGUUGCCGUGCGUGCGAGGCCCUUUAAUCAAAGGGAAAUUGACAUGAAAAGCAGCGAGAUCAUUCGCAUGGACGGUAACAAGACAUGUAUUGAAAACCUGAAGUUUCAGAGUCUAAUCUCCUGCCCCAAUAUCAUAGUGUCUCCGCAGGGUGGAGCCGAAGAAUUGGGCCGAGAGCGAAUUAAGGAAUUUACGUUUGACUAUUCAUACUGGUCUGUGCACCAAAGCGAUGCGCACUUUGUAACACAGGAACAGGUCUUUAAUGACCUUGGCCAAGAGGUUGUGGACAAUGCAUUUGAAGGCUACAAUGCGUGCAUAUUUGCCUACGGUCAAACUGGAUCAGGAAAGACAUUUACUAUGAUGGGCUCAUCCGACAAUGAAGGGCUCAUACCACGAAUUUGCCAAGCUAUGUACACAAGAAUGAAGCUGGGCCAAAAUUCGGGCACUACAUUUCGUACAGAGGUUAGUUAUCUUGAAAUUUACAAUGAAAAGGUCAAGGAUCUGUUAAAGCGAGAAAGCACACAGCACAAUCUCAGAGUUCGAGAGCAUCCAAAGCUUGGCCCUUAUGUACAAGACUUGUCGCGUCACCUUGUCAUGGACUACUCCGAUGUGGAGGAGCUCAUGGCACGCGGAAAUUCGCACAGGACGACUGCAUCCACAGCCAUGAAUGAUGUUAGCAGCCGGUCGCACGCUAUUUUUACAUUGAAUUUUACUCAGGCAAAAUUUAUUCGUGACCUCCCUAGUGAAACAGUCAGCAAAGUGAACUUGGUGGACCUUGCAGGCAGUGAGCGAGCGGACUCCACCAAGGCUACUGGCCAGCGGCUAAAGGAAGGUGGCCACAUCAACAAGUCCUUAGUCACCCUUGGAACUGUUAUAUCAGCACUAGCCGAGCUGUCAACCAGUAACAGCCGGAAGCGCGUUUUCAUUCCCUACCGGGAUUCUGUCUUGACAUGGCUCUUGAGAGACAGCCUGGGCGGGAACUCCAAGACAAUCAUGAUUGCCACCAUCUCUCCUGCGGAAUGCAACUAUGGUGAGACGCUGAGCACCUUGCGCUAUGCAAACCGUGCCAAGAAUAUUAUCAACAAGCCGACUAUCAACGAGGACCCGAAUGUCAAACUCAUCAAGGAACUUCGCGAGGAGAUUGCCAGGCUACGAUCAAGGGUUGGAGGUGAUGACAGUAGCACACAAGUCAUGGAGAAGCUCCAGGAGAAUGAAGCAAGGGUGAAGUUCCUCACGGAGGAAUGGACAGAGAAAUGGAAGGAGACUCACAAAAUUUUAAAGGAGCAAAAGACCCUGGGCCUGCGGAUGUCCGGCCAAGGUGUCGUCCUCGACUCCGAGCGGCCCCACCUGAUUGGCCUGGGAGAUGACAUUCUGAGCACGGGGGUUGUGCUAUACCACUUGAAGGAUGGAAAGACCUUCAUUGGCACUGAGAAUGCGAACACCAAGCAAGAUAUUGUCCUGUCUGGUGCUGGAAUCCAAGACGAGCAUUGCUCCAUAGAGCUGGUUGAUGGUGGUGCCACACUCUACCCGAACCAGAACUCAGAGUGCUGCAUCAACACAAUGCCUGUGGACAAGCCAACCAGGCUCACCCAAGGCUGUGUCGUUCUGCUAGGAACGACAAAUGUGUUCCGAUACAAUGACCCUGCCGAGGUGCACAAGCUUAGAAAGGAGAAGGAAAGGAGGUCGCUUAUGAACCUUUCCCACUUGUCUUUUCUGAGCCGAUCGGCAGGUGACAUGUCGAAGUCCACGGAGAGCAUCUGUGGAAAUGGGUUUGAGGCUCAUGAAGAUGGAAGUGAAAAGAUUAUGGACUUGAGCAUGCGCAAGCUGCUGGAGAAGCAGUCCGGCAACCACGAUGAGCGCAACAACAACAGCAGCAUUGUUGCUCCAUUGAGCAAGGAGCAGGAGGCUGUGGAGGCGCAGCUGUCUCAGAAGCGCGAGGAGCUCAGGCAACUGCAGGAGAAGACUGAGGAGCUGAAGAGGAUGGCCGACGAGGCCCACAGAAAAGCUGAGGAAGAGCAAACAAAGCUUGAAAAAGUAACGGAGGAAUUGCGGAGACAUCUGGAGAAGCAAGCUAGUGAAGAGCAAGGCACAGCGCAGAGGAUUGUUCAGCUUCAACAAGAGCUGCGCUACCUGACUGCAAAAGAGAAAGAAGUGCGUGAGAAUUUUGAGCAGCUCAAAAACAGGCUUCAACAGGAGCGUGUGUACGUGCUGAGCAAACUCGAGACUGAGCAGUCGCGCCUCUACGACGAAAUCAAGAGCCUCGAGAUGAAGGAGCAAGACUUGAAGGACGCCAUUGUCAAGCAGCAGCAGGAGCUGGCUCGCAUGGACGAAGAGGUCAGCCAGAAAAAAGAGGAAUACUCAUCUCAGACGAAUCUCCUGCAAGAGGAGAUACGCCUUCUGAGAGACGAACUUGAGCUUUCGACGACUCAAGCAUCGGAGAACUGGCGCUCCCUCCUGUCACUGAUCUCCGGUGCCCGCGACGACCUUCCACUACCCAAGAACACGGGCGACCUGGAGAACAUCGUCGAGAGCAUCCGCCAGCAGCUGGCCGACAAGAAGCACGCCCAACUAGCCGAAAUCCACGAAGAGCGCCAGAGCAUCGCAGGCCAAAUCGAAGCUCUGGCGGAGAAGCAGAAGUUGCUGCAGAGCUUCGAAAAUUCUCCUGAUGAAGACAGCUCGGGCGACUGCCAAGGUAGAGAGGCGAAAGGUUGCGGUGAGAGGUCGUCGGGCAAGGCAACCUCCGACGAAAAGGGCGACAAACUCUCGUCGGACGAGUCCGAUGGUGAAGAAGUGAGCACUCUCGUGAAGGGGAGGCUUGCUUUUGUGGGCGAAGAGGUACGCAAACUUCAGGAAGAGGAAAAGGCACUGGGCAGGAAGGAAGAGGACGUGGAAGUCGGCUGGCGGCACAAUCUUGACACGCUGGACUCGCUUCUUCCGUUGCUCGAGUCCAUGGUUGAGGACUUGGACAAAUUGGAAGGUUGCAUUUCGGAAAAGGAACAAGACGUUGCCGACAUUGAAAGUUCAGUAAACCAGUGUGACAGCAAGCUGAAGAGUGUUUCUACCGAGAAGGAAAACCUGGAACAGCAGCUUCAAAAGGUUCAAGAUCGCAAGGUGGAUGCUGACACGGAACAGAAAGAGCUCAAGACAUCCCUGAACAGCCUGGACGACAAGAUGGCAUUUUUGGCUCAGCAGGAGGAAGACAUACUGAGCACGUUGAAAAACAAACGGCAACGAGUUGAAGAGGAGCUGUCCAAGUUCAGCAACGGUAACGAGCCGUUGCUCGACGCUCUAGGCAACGUGAGUCAGGUGUCAUCCCCUGCACACAACGAAAGCUUCCUUCUGCCAUGCUCCGACAACCUUGGACCUCUGACAUCAUCUCCCAUGUCCAACAAACUGCAUCAUAGCAGCUGGGAUCUGCGAGGUCUUGAAGAGAGGUACCUGGUCAUAGAGAAGGAGCUUGAAGAGCGACGGAAAGCAUUUGAAUCUGAGCAGGAAGAAGCUGAAAAUGACAAUGUCUACCUGAAACAGGUCAGGCAGAUGGAGUACCAGCACCAAGAGAAACUACGAGAUCUAAUAAGGGAGAGGGCAGAAGACAUGCAGAGGCGAAACUCAUGCCUGCAUCAGCUGCCCUAUGAUAGCAAUUCUUCCACUCUUCCUGGAAGAAGGCAAAACAUCACAUCUCGAUCUCUGCCCAUUCUCCCAACGCACCCGUACCUGUCGUUCGAGCGAGGCACGGAAGAGUGUCCUAUCAGAAUAUCCAUUCCGUCCUACACGCUGCGAGGAAGUGGCUCCAAUGCUCACAUCGAAUACGAAGUCAAGGUGGUGGUCAUGGACGACAGCUGGACCUUGUAUCGGCGAUACAAGCGGUUUCGAGAGCUCCAUGACUACAUGAAGUUGAAGUAUGGACACAAGGUGACGCUACCGUACUUCCCCCCAAAGCUGCUCUUCGGGAACAAGUCGCAGCGGUUGGUGGAGGAACGUCGCAAGCUGCUGGAGGUUUACCUGAUCGAGCUCGUCAACAGCUGUCGCCGCGACCUCUCCUGUCCUCUGCACCGAACAGUGCAGGGCCUCUGCAAACAGCACAUGUGGGAGUUUGCACCGUUCUUCCGCAAAGGAUGCUUCGAGACGAGCAAGCACAGCACCGGCUGAAGACACUGCAUCACCUGGGAGAAACCUUCACCCGCUGCUGUGUGUUUCGUGGGACAGCAUCAGUUGCACUAUGCCUUGCAAUGUGAUUUUGAAGUUGAGAUAGUGAGCCUUUUUCCACAGCGUGUAGGUAAAAGCUCGAAAAGUAGAGAUGUUCAAAUACCGUAGUUUUUAAUGACUGAUGGCAUCGUUUGUCAUGCAAAGCAAACCUCGCUCAUGGUUCAUCCUUGUGAUAGCUCAUAUCUGAGUGCUGUGCUUCCACACAACGUUGGCCUCCAAGCCUCACAGUGAUAUGGCAUUGAGUUUGUUGGUACGAGCAUUCUUUUGCCAGGGGAAACCAACUGUCAAGUUACAGCACACAUUCACUCACUGAAGUUAUUUGUUAAAGGUUCUCGCUGGAAGGAGCCUUACAGCAAGUUGUGGCCUAGACACUGUAACCACGAAAUUGAUGCUUGUAGCGACAACAUGCCCAUUAGCGGGCGGAUUGGUGCGCCAUCUGUGACCUUUCUGUUGCGUUGAGAAAUCCUUGUGCAAUGAGUGGGAGGUGUGUUUAUGCCCAGCCUUGCAAAAGUCACGCCUGUUCCUAAAUGCUGUCAACCUUGAGGCCAACUAUGCAAAGGCAGCAGGAAGUGAUGUCACGAGGCUUUUCUGGUGGCCAAGGACUAGCUGCUUUUCCAAGAGCCGAACUUUCGUUGCACGUAUACUCACUUGACAAAGUAUGAUCUAGUGCACCUUCUUUAUAGGCCACUUUGGUGCAUCUGCUUUCAUGAAGCAAUAGUUGUGGUGCUUUUUUCUUGCUGUAGCUCUGGAAAACAGUUCUGUCGCUGUGUUGGCUUUCAGUGGAAAUUAAGGUAGUAGUGUCCGCCUGUGCAGCGUUACUGGUAAAUCAGGCAUUGCUUGUUGCACCAUUGCAACGCUGGUAUCAAACACCACAAAAAUGAUCUUGUGCAUGCCGCAAAAGGCACAAAGCAGCUCUCACAUGCACAUCAUUCGUGUUGGAAAAGGCUGUGGGUGACAUUCAGGAGCAAAGUUAGCUGCUACACGUCCUUUAUUAGACAUGCGUGAUCUGAAUAUUGUGAAAGACCUUCUGAGCAAGUUGUCAUACACAAUAUGAGUGCAAAUAUUAGCCAUUGCAAUAUUUUUCUCUUAAAGCUGUUAUCUAGUUUUUCUUGCCUUGACAUGGUGGCAGCUUGAAAGCAAAGCUUGUAUAAUGCACCUAACUAUCUAAUCUGACUUUAUUUAACUCUUAUUCUAGGUUUUACAUUUGUCUAUUUCGUUCAUGAGAAAUUUGUUUUAGAGCAUGCUGAAAGCCAGACAGAUUUUCCUUCUAGCUUCCAUGGGAAUUCUCUAUUGUCUUAUUUGUAUAGAUAUUUUUAGCUUUCCAAGAGCUUAUACAGUGUUCCAUUAUAGGAUAUUUUGAGGUGUGCCCUUUAUUUUACAGCUUUGUAUUUCUGAGUCAGGCCCGCUGCAAUGCCUUUGUAGAAAUUUUUUUUGUAGGUUUCUGCACAGAUUUCUUGUAUACUCGAUUAAUCCUUGUCCCCUGCAUUCUUGUUCACUUUUGAAUGUAUCAUACGCUUUUUAAUAUUUACUUGUGCUUCGCUAUGUGAUUAUAUGAGAAGACGUCGGCACAAAGACUUUUGGUGCGCACAAUGAAUUCCUUCACAGUUAUUAUAUGCACUGUAGCAUGGGAGGCUUAUUUGACUGGUUCACUAGCUGCCAGAAGCGAGAGUUGUAAGCUCAUAUGCACCGAGGAACGCACUAAAGCAUGUUGCUAUCAUGUGACAGCUCAAAACACAUUCAUGUGGAAUCCUGAUCUCGUACAUCACGUAGAGCUUGGCACUGAUUACGGCGAUCUUUUAGUUUUUUCACGCCUUUCUGUAUCUCUGACCUAAAGCACUCCCUUAUCAUGCAUGAAAGAGAAUUAGUUCAACACCGUCAAGAUAUUUAUCUCUCAUACUUUCAUCCACAAAUGCUGCAGGUUCUUCGAAGUAGACUUUAAAAAGGAGUGUAAAGCAACUUCGACGAGCUUAACCCAUUUGCAAAUAUACUUGGUUUUAUAGCUAUGGUAUAAAAUAGCGUACUGUAUUGUAUCAAAGUGUGAGGCUGUUGUGCCAGGCCACAUUUUAGUCAUUUUUCUUUUAUUAAAUCUGCAACGCAAGCGUCUUCGUUGGAAGAUUUAUAUAGUCAUCGAGUGACAUGCUCACGGUUUUAUGAGACUGCAGAGCUGCAUAAUGAAUUAGGUGCUGAAGGUGCCCGCUGAAAAUCGUUUCCAAUGCAUAGUCAAAACUUCAGUGCAUGCAUUUAGAAAGCCACCAUAAAAUGUAAUGUUGUGGAGUAAGUCAAAAAGCUUUUCUUUUGCUUUCGGUAUUUUAAAGGAAACUAGCAAAAUGUCACACACAGCCUACCUCGCGCCAAUCGUGUUAUGGAACUUUCAUUGCAUUGUAACGUUUGGUUGACUUGGCGCGACAUACAGAGUGCUGCAUGCAUGUUUCCAUUGGCAUAACUUUUAUCGUGUAUUUGUUGGGGUGCACAGACAUUUCUGUAUGCCGCAUACCUGCCUUCUGAGGCUUGUCACUAGUAUGUGACGCUUGCUUGCAUGUCGCGACUUAUAUCUGCUCUCUUGAGACAUUCGUCUAGAACAUUCUUGUGGACCUUUGCUUGGUCACCGAACUGUAUUGUGAGCAUUGAUCUGUCCAUCAUUGAUGUUGGCUUUGGUGAUACUAAACAUACGGCCAUUCUCAGUUUCGUGGGCAAGGAACGACACUGGACAGUGGGGUCUGCAUCCUCCUGAGAAGUAAACGCACAAAAAUCUGCUCAUUCCAGCAUUUUCUCGACAAUGUGUUUUGUUUGAAGUGUUAUCGGUGACGCCUUUUCUGUGUACUGUACGUGCGUCAAUUUGUGUACAACGUAUAUGCAUGUGUUUCGUUUAUAUUUAUACUGAAAAGGCGCUUUUUUUUGCUUGUGUACAUUUGUGUUCUUGUCAGCGCGCACACGUGAAGAGAAGCUUCAUUUAACAUAAGAUCUUCACCACCGAAGACAUGUUUCAAUUUAGUGUUAGCCGCUAGCUGUUUAUUUAGCUAGUGGUACUUUUCCAGCUAAAGUUUGACUGGUUAAUAAGUAACCACACUUGACCAAGCUGCUACUAUUUGUGAAUGGUGAGCACUUAUAAGAUGGGAAAUUUAUUCCCUUUCAAGUGGGAUUUUGUAAGUUUGUUAAAUUUGUUCUUAGAGCUGCCAUGAAAAACUGUAGCUCGUUCUUGUUUAUAAUCUGGAGUAAUACUGAAUUGUUUGUAAUCACUUAGUGAGUUUGAUCAGUGUGCACGGUUUGCUAAUGUUUUGACACAUACACAUUUUGGCUUUUGGUAUCCUUGUGCAUCAGACUGUUUAGAUCUUAAUGUGUUUUGCAGCACUUGCAUUGCUUGAGUGCAGAUAUGUUGAGAUGUUGUACCUGACAAUUAUUUCACACCUCAGCAUUCUGGGUUGACUUUCACUUCGACUUUGAAUAGGGACAGAGCAUGGUGAUAACAUAUCCGCAUUUGAAGUGAUGCUAUAUGGUCUCAAGUGGCUUCGGUUUCAAUGGCAAUACACUGCUACCACUCGUUCUCUGCAUGCUUUUGACACUGCAGAGACGCCCGCGAACGUCAGUAUUCAAAGGAUUCUCGUUUUUUGUUUUGUUGUUUAAGCACGAUUGCAAUUUUAGCAUUUGUAAGAAGCAAAUUUGUUUAGUUGCUGAUUAAUAUACCACCUCACCCCACCUCACUGUCGUACCUACUAACCACUAGGUGCACACAUGGUCUGCAUAGGUAGUGCGUUAAAGUUGCUGAAGAAACUGGACAGUUGCCAGACAUGUGGCUUUGCCACGAUGGUUUUAGUGGUGUAUCACUACUGAAGCAAUGAAAUUGUAAGCAAUUUAGCUGUAGUGAAUAUCGUGGCAGCUGGCAUUUGGGUGCUUGGCGUUGCUGCUGUUCUUUUAGUUGCUGACGAUUUUUUUUUUGCAGUAGUAUACCCGUGAUUGCAGAAUUACAUAUUUUUCUUGGAAUGAGUCUAUGAUGAACGAAGGGAAGAUCAGUUUAUCUAAAUCGUUCUUGCAUUAGCACAUGUGGUGCAUGCAAUGACAGUGUGAAUGAUGUAUAGCUGUGGGUGACCCAUCAAAUUUUGCCACACUAUCGUGUCAUGAUGGUAUCGAAUUUGGUGUAACAUCUUUUGACGUACUUGAUUUCCUGCGUCUUGUAUGAACAGCACCGUUUUUGUAAAAUGCUAUUAUAAGACAGUCCUAGCAUUGUACUUGACAUUUAUUUAUGUUUAAAACAAUUGCAGUUAGGACGUUGUCUGUGGCAGCAAUAUCAUGAUGUAACAAUAUCUACACUACACUGUGUGCCUGCUAGUUUUGUUUAAUCAAAGGUAUGUGCCUUACUACCACGUCUUAGCCAAUGCUGAAAACAUUUGUGAUGAGCAAUUCUAGUGAUGCUGUGAGAGCAGUGUGUCUUGAGAUGUGCGAGUGUAAAAUUAAAUGCCUUCUAGGAUUUCACAUUCUUUUGAAGAAGAUUGCAAGUGCACAGUGCUGCGUUAACACUGACUUUAGAGAUUGAUUGUUAGUCACAUGCAUCAGUAGCUAUUUCACUCAUGGUAUCUGUACAUAAACAUGCCUCCAUGUUGUAUGUGUUGACAACUUGACUUGGCUCUCUUUUUGGGACUAUGGCAAACCGCUCACAAUCCAAAUGAACGAGAUUAAUGCUAGGGCUGGUUCCAUCACAAGGUUCCAUGCACGCAGGAAAUGGGCGAGAAAUCAUUUCACAAGUUGCACACGUCUACACCAGCAGCGUUAUUUGUCAUCAACUUGUUCCUCGUGCACAAAAGAAAAAUGUGAGGUUAUCGCAAUAUUAGUGUGUCUGCCUUGGCACUGGUACCCUAGCAGCACCAACUGUUCACGCAAUGUGUUCGUGGUGUUGAUAACAUUGCCCUAAUGUCCUAAAUGUUGCCUCAACGUUAUGGCAACAAUGCGUGCUACUGGGUAGUUGCAUGCACAUAAUUUGUCUUGUGUAAGCAGAGAGCUCCCGCCUGGCGUUUGCAUAUUUUUAAUCUAAUCUAACAGCUAUAAACAUUUAAUGGUGGCAUUUAAUGUUGCUGUUUCCACAGAGCCUCUGACAACAAUUGCUAGAAGGCCAGAAUUAUCGUACUAGUGUCUACAGGAGCUUCAAUUAUGACAACUCAGCCAGCUUGGGAAUUAGGGUUAAUAUGCAUAUCUAUCAGACUAAAUUUCGUCCAUUUGAUUCAUACGGUUUUGCGAGUUUGCAAAAUUUAUGCCUUUCUAUGAAACAUCCUGUUGUAAAAUGUAACAUUUCACGAAGAUACAACAUGCACCAACUUACUGUCCUCGUGUCUUCGGAAGGGUAUGCACGAAGAUCAGGCAAAUUUAUGUGCUACCCAAAAUUCCAGUUGCAGCUGCAGCGCAACUGCAAUGCAGUUUUCUCUAGUAAUUUACAUUUAAAAGACCUAUAGCUGUUUUCUACGAAAGUGUGCGAAAGCUACUGUCUACCAUAAUUGUCAAGUUACAGUGCUUAAGACGAGGACAGAGGCAGACUAUGACGACACAAGCACUGACUUGCAACUCAAAUUUUAUUUGAAGAAACACCGUGAUAUGUGCAAAUGCUGACUUGGCUGUGACAAAGUCACCAUACAGGCACAGCAGAAGCCAUUGAGGUGAUAAACGAGCCAAUACACAUUAUAUGAGCGUGUCUGUCAUAACCAAUUAUGAAUUACCUCCAACUUGCCAAAGUUUCACGUCUACCAGUCCAGAGUAUGCAAAAGGCGUUGGGAUUGGCAUAACCUUAGAGGUACGCUUGGCUCAUGACCUUAUCAACAGGAUAACUUGUGUGCACAAAGUUUUCUCACAUGUUAAUGUUCAAAGAAGUGUCACUGGAUGCCAUUGUUGUUCACAUCUGCAUCUUGUAUUCUAGCAUUGCAACAAUGUUCAAGCCUACAUUUUUAGUGUGUGCACGUAACAGUAUCUACAUGCCAGGGGCACAUUUUCUAUAGGUUCACUGUAAAUUCUAUUAGGUUCCGCAGGUUGCUCAACAUGUCAUCUUUUUCACGGUCGAGGCUGCAUGGAAAUUGUGUGCGGUGGAGUUCUCUGUAUGAUCUGAGCCAAUUUAUCACAAAUGCAUUUCUGUUGGCUGUUUCUUUACAGAAUGGCCAAUAAAUGUUCCUUCAUUGUUA
Messenger RNA from Rhipicephalus sanguineus (brown dog tick), 10588 nucleotides. RefSeq names its product kinesin-like protein KIF16B (gene Klp98A). The coding region runs from base 216 to 4376 and encodes 1386 amino acids. Gene Ontology annotation, biological process: microtubule-based movement. The transcript is spliced from 37 exons. Gene Ontology annotation, molecular function: microtubule binding; ATP binding; microtubule motor activity. The record is from RefSeq and is a predicted model, not a curated record. NCBI's taxonomy places the organism in Eukaryota, Metazoa, Arthropoda, Arachnida, Ixodida, Ixodidae.